This is a messenger RNA of Punica granatum (pomegranate), 1826 nucleotides long. Lineage: Eukaryota; Viridiplantae; Streptophyta; Magnoliopsida; Myrtales; Lythraceae. The record is from RefSeq and is a predicted model, not a curated record.
UCCAGGAAGGAGAGGCCUGGUCAGUUAGAAGCCAAAUCAGCAAUGAGUUGUGAGCCUUCCAAGUUGAAUUGAAUUUGGCUCUGAAAACUGAAACUGAGCAUCUAUUGUAGCAUAUACUUGCAUGCCAACUAUACACAUAUAGGUAUGUAUGUAUGUAUGUAUAUCGUUUGUAAGUACCUUGUCUUGCAGAAGAGACCUACCCUCAGUUUUUGUAUUCAGUUGUCCCUCCGCUUCUGCUUCCAAGUGUUCAGAAAACCUUCUCUGCAUGUGAUGAUGUUAAGGAGCUCUUCAACGCCGGUCCUUGGCUCCCUCCUCUCAUCCCACUCGGAGAGCCCCGGCCCCGGCCAUGGCCACCAUGAGGCUGCUGGGAAGCACUCGCAGACGGCCAUCUUCGGCCAUCACCACCAGAAGCUCUCCGCCUUUCAUGCCCCCACAUUCUCCUGCACCUCGUCUCCUAUCUCUCCUUCCAUUGUCGAUACAGCCUGUAAAGGCUUCCGCCGGGCACAGUCGGAAGGCAACUUGGAGGAGUUGGUUGCAUCAGAUACGAAUGAGGACGAUCAUUUCAGCGAGCCCUACCAAGCUAGGAAGUUUCCCCGGGCCCGACCGAGGAGUGGCUCGGUGUUGCAGACUAUACCAUCCUUCUCUUUGUAUGGUACAAGAGGCGGGUAUGAAGAUGAAGAAGAAGAGAGCGAAAUCGAUUACAGCGAGGAUGAAAGGGACGAGUCUGAAGAUCCAGAGAUGGGAAAACCGAGAAUGGCCCUGAAUGAGGGCCAAUUGGAUGUUAAAGGUGAAGCAGGUCCAUGCGCUUUUGAAGGUAACGAGAUGUUUCUUGCCAAAGGGCUCGGGAUUGGCAUCGAUCAGGUUGGUGGGUAUGGUGGUUGUGGCGGCGGUGACGGAUCUUGUCUGGUUAACUAUGGAGGAGAUGGGCAAGAGAAUCACGGGGUUGAGGAAUAUUACAAGAAAAUGGUGAAGGAGAAUCCGAACAAUCCUCUGUUCCUCAGGAACUAUGCUCAGUUCCUACAUCAGACCAAAGGAGAAGCCGAGAGAGCAGAUGAGUACUAUUCUCGAGCCAUACUAGCAGAUCCUCAAGAUGGGGAGCUCCUCUCCCAGUACGCCAAGCUCGUAUGGGAGUUCCAUCGAGAUAAGGAACGAGCAAUGAGCUACUUCGAACGUGCAGCUCAAGCUUCCCCUGAGGACAGUCAUGUUCACGCGGCAUAUGCGGGUUUUCUUUGGGAAGCGGAGGAGGAGGGUGAACAAUAUGAAGCUCUGAAUGCCAGCAGCCCCGCAGUGACACGACUUACAGCUCACCAUGAAGGGUUUGUAGCUUCUACUGGUUCUUGAUCUCCCGGAUCAAGUAAAAGGAUCUUGUUGGAAACGAUUCGAAGACAUAAUCCAUUUUUCUGCAAUUCCAACAGAAGAUGGGGUGAAAGCAAUCCAUCUGAUCGGACCUUGAAACGAAGCAUCGGCUUUCCAAUAAAAAGCAUGGAGAAGUAUAGAUAGUUAUUAGUUCUCUGUUGCAACGUAUAGUGUAGUAUGAUUGUCCAGUGAAACCCUUUCUAGCACACCUUGCAGUAGAUAGUAAUGGAGAAUGAGAAAGCUGAAUAGUCGGUUCGAAUGAGCUUUGCUGCAUUUCGAUCUUUCGCCAACCUCACCGAUGUAUGAGACAUGGAAAAUGAAUAUAAAUAAGUUGCUCUAUGAACGUCGUCGUGGAUGAAACAUCUCCGAGUAAAGAGCUUCGAGUUUUGCAAGCUCAAGGUAAACAAACGCAUUUGGCAGGAUGAUUGGAAAUGUGUUGGGAACCUUGGUAUAUAUGAUCUCAGCUUGUA